Messenger RNA from Trichoderma virens Gv29-8, 751 nucleotides. RefSeq lists its product as uncharacterized. NCBI's taxonomy places the organism in Eukaryota, Fungi, Ascomycota, Sordariomycetes, Hypocreales, Hypocreaceae. The transcript has 2 exons. The record is from RefSeq and is a predicted model, not a curated record. The coding region runs from base 50 to 640 and encodes 196 amino acids.
CAACGCUCAUAAAGAAAGUCAUCCAUCUCAUCUCAUCAUCACCAGAAUCAUGGAGACCACCAAACGCACCGCCUCGGUCUCCAUCCGCAACAACACCUCUAAGCCCAUGGUUAGCGUCUCCCUCGUCCACAAAUACAGCGACGUCUACAAGCACCGCAAAGAAUGGGCCGCCAUUCCCGCCGGCGACUCCUCCGAUGAGUCCCUCCAAGUCGAGUACAACACUGGAUUCUUCACCACCGGCCGUGACUGGUGGUUCAUCUCCUGGUACAGCCAGGACAUGAAGACGCUCUACUAUAGCAAUCCGCAAAACUUCCGCGGCGCGUUUGAUGCCGUUGAGAAGAGCGUCUCGCCCGAAGCCCUCAUCAAAGCUGGAACGCUUUUGGCUCCGAUUGCAUUGUUCACAGGUGGUCCUGUGUUAGCUAUUCCAGUUACCAUGGCGACGGUGGCUGUUGCGAGAUCGACGACUGAUACAUUAUAUGCGUCGGAAGAAACUAGUGGAUUUAAGCAGCACAUUUUGAGAGAAGAAGACGCUGGUAAAGUAACUGAGAUUAUUAUCAACGAGGAUGAAACUAUUACGUUUAAAUCGCAGUCGGGCGAUUCUGAGACCGUGUACGCUUCAAGGAAAGCAUUUGGACGAUAAAUACUUGAAGAGGUUGAAUAGAGCAAAGUUACUAUAAUAGCCCAUCUAAUUUUUGUCUAAAUCGUCAACAUCAAUCACUCAUUUGCCCAGAAAAAAAAAAAAAAAAAAAAA